ACUUCCCCUUUGACACUGCAGUUUUGCGCUUGCGUUGUCCUCCGAACACACUCAACCACACUCAUGCAGCAGCGAGAUGCACAGAGAAAUGUUCCAGCGACGUUCUCUCACCGUUUCUAGCACCAGAGUGCUGGCACUCAUUCUCCUACAAGGCGUGUGUGUCUGGAGUGUGAAGAUUCACACAGUGAAUGCUGUGCUCGGAGGAUCGGUGGUCCUGCCAUCCGAACACCGGAGAGAAGAUGUGAAAUCUGCAGACUGGUUGAUUAACAACACCAUAAUUGUAGAAUACGUUAACAAUAAUGAACCGGUAUAUAAAGCAAAGGGCCAAAUAAAAGGAAGCUUCAAAAUGAACUCUCACAAUCUUAGCUUGGCUAUUAGUAAUAUAAGGCAAGAACAUAAUGGAGAGUUCCAGUUAACAGGCAUAGACAAAAGGGGUACACAGAUAUCUACAACAACAUUUAAACUACUUGUUCAUGAGUCUACUCUGAAGGUGCACAUCACACAGGAGCCGCCUGUUCGUCUGAACAACACCUGCACGAUCACCUUGACCUGCAAUGCCAGUGGUCCACCUGGAGCAACAUUCUCCUGGAGUGGCCAUCGCACAGGGAACGACGCCAGUGUGCAGUUCUCUCUUAAACCAGAAGAUGGCAGUGUCAGGAUGAAGUGUUCAGCACAAAGAAACCCUAACGAAAAGGAUGAACAAGAAGUGAUCAUCAAGUGUGCCAACACCACAAAUGGCACUGCGCCAAUUGUUGUCGUCACCUUGGCUCCACCUACUGACACAGACAUCUUGUGGUGGUACGUGUAUCACAUCGCCAUUCCUGCAGCGGGUGGCUUAUGCCUUCUGAUCCUGAGUAUAGCAGUUGGUGUGUGCUACUGCAAGAAAAAGAAUGCUGAAGGGAAUGAGGACAACACCUGCUACGCUGAUAUAACUAUCGGACGGAAAGAUAACCCUCAGCUGCAAGGUCAGCUCCUUGACCACACCUGA
Molecule: messenger RNA, 988 nt
Organism: Engraulis encrasicolus (European anchovy)
Lineage: Eukaryota; Metazoa; Chordata; Actinopteri; Clupeiformes; Engraulidae
Product: SLAM family member 5-like
Exons: 6
Coding region: 77-988 (303 amino acids)
Source: RefSeq, a predicted model, not a curated record